This is a messenger RNA of Pantherophis guttatus, 5943 nucleotides long. RefSeq names its product ring finger protein 26 (gene RNF26). Gene Ontology annotation, biological process: protein ubiquitination; ubiquitin-dependent protein catabolic process. Gene Ontology annotation, molecular function: ubiquitin protein ligase activity. The record is from RefSeq and is a predicted model, not a curated record. Lineage: Eukaryota; Metazoa; Chordata; Lepidosauria; Squamata; Colubridae.
UUUGCCUCCGGAGAAGCCACGCCCCUCGCCCUCCCUCGGAGCGACGUCAACCGCCCGAAGGCGACUUUCAAAACGGACCAAUCGCGGCGCGGGAAGGGCGAAAAACAACAGUCGCUGCGGCCAAUGACGAGAGGGAAACUCAACGUCCCUCCGGUACGCCCUCGCUGAUUGGCCGCCGAGGCUCCCGUCCCCCCAAGAUGGCGGCGCCCAGCAGAAGGGAGGACAGCGCUCGAAGCGGAGGCGUCUGAGGCGCUUGAAGGGGCGGUGGUCGCUUGCGCCCCUCGCGGCGGGCAAGGAGGCAGCCCCCACCCCUGUUUGGCGAAGCGGGGACGAGGCUGCGGCCUUCCGCGCUCCACGACGUGAGGGGGACGCCCCCCCUCGGGGGGGAGGGGGUUCCCGCGCGCCCUCCCCUCCCCCACCCAGCCCCCCCUCCUCAGGAUUUUAGGGGCUCCCUUCUUGGUCCCCUCCCUCGAAGGACCCCCCUUUUUUUUUUCUGACCCAGGGCAUGAGCUGCAAAACACCCCCUCCCCCUCUUUGAAAGGGGUCCCUGAACUGAAUUAAAAGGCUGAAAGCAAGAAAGACAAAUAUUCCAAAUAUAUUUUCAGCAAGGAAGACCCCCCCCUCGAGGGGGGCAAGAAGAGGGAGGAAAAAGCAUCCCCCCCACCCUGAUUUGGUGGGGGGGUCUUGCCCAGGCUUCCAUGGAUGGGGCUUAGUGUUUUGCAAGCCCCCCCAUCCCUCCCCACUGUCUCAAUUUGGGGCGAGGACUGGUGACUCUUUGGGGGAGAGGAAUUGUCCAAUUGUCCACCCGAGUGAGGCUUAUCCACCUCCCAAAUUCGGACUGGCCGGCCUGCUUGCCCCUUGAUGCCCAGUGAGUAAAGACUUUUGCAGGACUUGGUUGCCAAAGCAUUUUUUCCCUCUUAAGGUACAAAAUUAGGGAGCCAAACGCACACGCGCCUCUCCUUCCAGCUCCCUUUACGAAGCCGCCGUGAAGUUGGCGGUUCUUGGCCUUGAUCGAUUCUUUGAGAGCCCCGUGAUGGAUCUAGUAUUCCUGGUGAUCAACGGCAUGGGGAUGGUGUUGGAUCUGCUGGUAAUCCUGCUGGACAUCAACUUCUUCCUCGUUUCCAGCUUCCUCUCCGUCUUGAUCUGGCUCCUCGCCUUCAUUUACAACCUGCCCAAUGCCACGGUGGCCUGUCUGGGCCAGUUCUGGAACGGGAUCCUGGUCGUCGUGUUAUGCAUCGCGGAGGCCUUGUACUACUUGACUCUGGGCUCCGUGCACGCUGUCCUCAACUUGUUGAGGGGACUCUGCUCCAGCAUGGAGAGUUUGAAAGUCCUGGGCCACCUGUUCACCCACCUGGGCUUGAGAAGCAAAGAAAUUGUGCACCGAGGCUUCUGGAACCUGAUUGGCUCUGGUCAGACGCUUCUGAGACAGAUGUGCGAAGUCUGUGCCAUAGCUAUGAGCCUUGUGGCUUACUUCAUCAACAGCAUAAUCAACAUUUGCCUCAUUGGGACUCAGAACCUUUUUGGUGUGGGGCUGGCCCUUUGGGACACUAUAGUUGGCCCCUUUCUGAGGAUCACAGACCUCCUGGUUGCCUUUCUCGCUCGCCUCUCCAGCAGUGCCAUUGCUACAGCCAUUCUCCUGUGGACUCCCUGCCAGCUGGCUGUUGAUCUCCUGGCCUCAGUGAGCAAGCUGUUGAUCAAUGUCUUCUUUGUCAACCUGUACGGCAUGGUGUUACUCUCUGCAAUUCUUGUCACCAGCAUCUUCAUCCUGAACCCUCAGCUGACUUGGACCCUGGCAAACCAAGUGGCCGGCUAUUUGAACACGAUGCCUUCCUACCAUCGCUUGCUCAGGGACAUGCAACGCCUUUAUCACAUCGUGCUCUUGUCCCUGGAGAUGCUGUUGAGCUCCCAGAUGUGGCGUAGGUUGGCAGACUGGGGUCUUGAGGUGCUCAGUUGGAACAGGAACAUCUGGGCAGGUAACCAGCAGGCAGAACGAGAACCGCCGCUGGUGCUUGAAGCUCCGCAAGAAAGGGCAGGGGGAGCUGCUGUGGGACAGAGAGUGGCUCUAGAAGAACCGUAUCCACGAAGACAAGGACCAACUGGGACCCAACGUCCCCGCCAAAGAGGCAGCAGGGACCAGACCAGAACAGACAAUGAUCUGAGAACAGCCACACAACAGCCUCAGGGGGAAGGACCAAGUGUCUCCCAGACCAAAACUGCAAAAAAAGAGCAACUGAAUGCUUUGGAAGAAGACAACGACCCAUGGCGGCUUCUUAAAGAACAAGAAGAACGGAAGAAAUGUGUCAUUUGCCAGGAUCAAACCAAGACAGUCCUCUUACUGCCCUGCCGGCACCUUUGCCUGUGCCAAGAAUGCACUGAGAUCUUACUGCAGCAGGCCAUUUAUCAACGGAACUGCCCGCUGUGCAGACAAAUGAUCUUGCAGACUCUCAAUGUCUACCUGUGAGCUCCGGAGGAAGCAGCUUGAUCUCCUUCCCACGUGCUUUUUGCCAAAGCACAAGAGGUCCCUGGCCUAUGGACCUCUGUAACAGCUGGUAAAGGCUCUCGGUGUCAACACUGAGUACCCCCCCACUUUUUAAAAAAUAUUUCCAGGGACACUAGUUGCAAUUAGCGGAACCUGAAAAAUGCUAUGAAUAGUUUCUUUGCACUUCUGUUUUUAUGGUUUGUUGCUUUCAUAAGGGAAAAAGAAAACACCCCGAUUGCUGAUCACAGCUAAUAGUUGGGAAACUUCCUGUUGUGAGAGGUGGGUGGCGAAAUCAUGCACCAUAUUCCGAUGUGAGGCUAAAAGAGUCUUAACGGCUGUUUUUCAUCCAGGGUACAAAAAGCACAGGUGCUGGAUUCCCAAUAUGUUGGGUUUUCUAUCAGUUGGUGUUUGGAACAAAGACAUCUAUAGGAUGAACAGGUCUGAAAAUAUGAAUAAGAUAAUUCUGCUUCUAUUAUUGGAGUCAGAAUGUCUCCUGCCACUCUUUUUAUUUUUUAAAGUUCAUUGUAACUUCACCUUUGGAUAAUUUUAUUGAUCUCUGUAGAACAUUGCCUGACUCACGUAACACACUUAUUAUUAAGUUCUGCUUCUAGAGAAGUCUAUACUUCCAAACCUUAAUCUUGAGCAAGAGUUUGGUGUCUACCCACCGAAGGGGAUGUUAACCUUGUGUGCAUUUAUCACAGCCACACAUUGUAAAGUUUCACAAGGCACAACUAACGCCUUAGAUUCUAGCUCUUACUGACCAUCUCGAUGUCCAGUUUUAUGCCAUUAGUCCAAAUAUUAUUUCCAAGACUGUGUGUAUGUUUGUCCAGAUUCCUGAGAAAAUAAGCUGGACACCGAAUGUGUAACUGUAAGAGCACAUAGAUGCUUCGUUGAUUAGCUUAUUACACUUAAGGAAGAUCGUAUUCCAUCCACCGGCAUGCAAUUUCCACAGGUUAUCUAUGCAAAAUAGUACAUUCCAGCUCUAUUGCACAACUCUUAAUUCCCUUCUUCCCUCCUCUUUUGAGGAUAAUUUUGGGGAACCUAAUAGUACCAACUACAGUCUGCUAGCUAGCAAAUGGAAGCAGCAGCGGAAGGUAAAAGUGAAACUGAUAGAUUGGGCCAGUGAAAAGGCAUUUUACAAUUCCUAGUCUGCACUGGUUUUAGAACAUGGUGAAGUAAGUUCUAGAUGUCAGAAUUUAAUUCUGGAAAGCAGAAUUGCUGGGGAUUUUAAGGAGACAUUGUAGAUCACGGGGUGUCCAACCUUGUUGAUUGAGGAAUUCUGGCUGUCCACAGGUCUUCAAGCUACCAAGGUCAGAUGCCCCUUUUGCAGAUCCUGUAAGGGUAAUUCUAACGAAAGAAGGCAGUUGUGAUUACAAUGGUUUGCUUGGGUGAAGAGAGAUCAUUGUUUUCAGAGGCAGUCAUUAAAAAUCCACAGGACUGCUUGGAAGGCCACCCCAACUGUGCCAAUUGUCGGGCGAUUAAGUGCACCAUCUAGUAGAAUCAGUUGUUUUCUUUAAUGUUUGAAUCGGGGAAAAAAAUAUUCAGGCUGAAAUCCCGAAGAUCUUUGUUCUGGGAUUUGUUUUUUUUUUUUCUUUUUUUGGAACGGCUGAAUUAUUGAUAGCUGUUCCGCCUCUAAAUGGAACCUGGUUGAAACCGCAGCUCGAAGUGGCUGGAUCCCAGCUAUGCAAAUGGGCCGAAUUGCAGAAGCCUUCGCAGAGUAGAGGUUUGAGAACGUGGCACCUUUUUCCUUGGAAUCCAACCCUGCUGAUUUUAAGAAGCGUCUCUUUUUCCAGGAAGGUUUUGCUGAGAAGGCUGAGACUCCCUGCGGAAAAGUUGGGUGUCGCUAACACAGGCUGGGAGGGCAGGGGUGGGGGCGGGGGCUCAGCGUCCGUCUUGAGUAACGCAUAUCAGAGCUCCCCUUUUGAGAUGUUGCUUGACAUAUCUUUGGAGAUUGUGCAAUUCAAGUCCAAAGCCUUCAGGGCACUAACUUGCCUUUGCACAAAGCAGAUUUUUUCCAGCAUUAAAAACAACAACCACACCACAGAGUUCCUAUCCUGCUAGAUUCGGAUGCUGAAUUCGGCUGUAAACAUUCUCAACAGCAGGUUUUGAAGGGCUAUCAGGUGUUCCGUCCAAAUUCAAGGAAGAAAUCUCUCUCUGUUGAGAAGAUUUACCAUCAAUUUGCAAGAGGAACAUUGUAUAAAGUACAAUUUGCUGCGGUCUGUGUCUCUCUGGUUGCAGGUGGAUGAGGAUUGCAGUCCAGGCCUUUGCUGUCCUUUGGCCAAUCUUGGCAACAUUUUUCCACCUACCUGAACCAUUUGUUCUCUUCAAAACAAAAGGAGGAGCUAUUUUUAUUCAUGGAUGCAACCUGGUUUUAUUUUUCAUCUGCAUCUGCAGCCAGGGAGACCUGAAAACUCCAGCCAUCAUCUACGCUUGUUUUUAAUUUCGUUUUACUUGAAAGUCUUCUGUUGUUUUGUUUUCUCUAAUCUGAUUUUAAACCUUAGAAUUAAAUUGGCAAAGCGGCGCUUAACUUGUAGCAGAGAACUAAACGGAGUUCCUUUCAUUUUGGGGGAGGAAAGCUGCAGGAUUCUCGGGAGCUGGAGUGGGUAAAACGAGGGAAUUGACUGAUUGCUAAACUUGAGUGCCUUAAUGCUGGCAGUGCUGAAGGCCUGUGCUUGUGGUGCCUGCAAAGGAGGAUCUGUUCAGGUCAGAGAAGAAAAAUCCAAUGUGAAUCACAGCAGGCUGGAUCCAGAGACACAACAUCAUAAAUAAAAUAGGCUGUACAGCUUCCAGAUUCAAAGAGGGAUCUGCUUUUUUUUUAAUAACACUUGUGCUUUUUGUAAAUGCCUCCUAUAAAUUAAAGACAGAGGCUCUAAAUAGACCUUGACCAUCCAGGAGUCAAGUUGAGGUGAUGGUUUAAAGCAGGAGCCUCCAAACUUGGGAACUUUUAAGAACUUUGGACUUCAGCUCCCAGAAUUCCCCAGCCAGCCGUGCUGGUCUAGGAGUUGGAAGUUCACAAAUCUUUAAAAUUGCCAUGUUUGGAGACCUCUGCUUGAAAGGCUUUUAGUGCCCCACCUGGGACAGCCCAAAGAUUUAGGUUCAUCUUCUCUAAAAGUUGCUAUUCUUUGGAGGGUGUGCUAAAGCAGGGGGUCUCCAACCUUGGCAACUUUCAGACUUGUGGACUUCAACUCCCAGAAUUCAACUCUGGGAGUUGGAAGUUCUCAAGUCUUUAAAGUUGCCAAGGUUGGCCUGUGCUAAACCAUCCUCCUGAACUUACUUGGGUUCAGGAUUGAAGAUAAUACCUUGUUGUUUAAUCCAGUCCUUUUUACCUGCAGACUAGGAAGAGAGUUCUCUGUUUUUGUUUUUUUUUAAUGUUUGAAGAUUUAAGGCUUUGCACGUCCUGAUCUGUACUUGAGGAUUUAAGAGAAGUUAGAAUAAAAUAUAUUCUUCCUUGCCUGUUCCAGCUG